Messenger RNA from Lolium perenne, 2025 nucleotides. RefSeq lists its product as uncharacterized. The record is from RefSeq and is a predicted model, not a curated record. NCBI's taxonomy places the organism in Eukaryota, Viridiplantae, Streptophyta, Magnoliopsida, Poales, Poaceae.
ACGACAAAACAAUGAACAUUCCACUUUCUUGCCGUAGGCACCAGCGCCGCACCACAAGUCCACAACCCAGCCGCCGCCAUGGCAUCCUCCCGGACCUCAGCAUCCUGCUCACCGGACAACCUCCUCGACGAACCCACCCGCGCCCAAGCUGCCCGCACCAGCGCCGACGGGAGCGGCGACGACGUCUCCGCCCUGCCCGAGCGGGUCACCUCGCGGCUGCGCGCCCGGAAAACUCUGAGAGACAUCUGCAAGAGGUACUCGAUCCCCGACGACUUCGCCCCGCUCCUCGCCGGCGACCUCUCCUCGUGCUCUCCCCCGCCGCCAGGAUCCGUCUGCGUGUACGUCGACGCGCUGGACGCCGGGUUGCGCCUCCCCCUCCACCCCUUCUUCGGCACGGUGCUCACCCACUUCGGCCUCGCCCCGGGCCAGCUCGCGCCCAACGGGUGGCGAGCCCUGGCCGGAUUCGUCGUCCUCUCCCACUUCGCCGGCGUGGCGCCGUCGCUGGCCGUGUUCCGGCACUUCUUCUCGCUCUGCCCGUUCCCGCCGCACCGGCUCUACACCAUCCGCGGCAAGGACGCCGCCGGGCUGCUCUUCGCCCGGAUCGGCGGGAACAAAUACAGGGCUUGGAAGGAGGACUUCUUCUUCCUGUCCUCAACGGCGCCGUGGCCGUGCCCGGUCGAGUGGGGGGAGCCUUACAGGUCCGCCACCUUCGAGCCCACGCUCACCGUCCCGGAGAAGGCCGUGGCGGAGCACCUGCUGCGCGCUCGAGGAAGCUCGCCGAUUGAUCUCACCACGUACCUCCUCGACUCCAACAUGGCUGCAGCCAAGAUCAUCAUCCUGCCACCACCAACCCCUCAAGGGAUGGGCAAGCCUUUCAAGGUCGCCACGGCCGCACUCGCACCGGCAGGGAAGGUGGUCUUGAAGAAGGAGCCUGACUUCAAGGUUUCGCCUUGCGCGCCAUCGCUUGGGAAGAAGAGGAAGCCGGCGGAGGAGGACCACGAGAGCUCGGCGUCGGACACCUCCUGCCCCUGGAAGCCGUCGACAAGCAAAGAUGACGGGAAACAGCGAGGCCGCGACGGCCACUGGAUUGCGGCGAGGAGGAUGCUGCAGGGCGUCGUCACACCGUUGAGGCAGCGCGAGCUGGCUGCGUGCAGGCCGGCCGACGUCGUCACCUCGAGCUACGUGUCACUGCUCCAGACGGCGAACGAGGUGGCGUUCUCGCUGGGCUACGCUCUGGAGCUGGAGGACAAGCUGAGGGCGCGCGAGCGGGAGGCCGACACGCUGCGGUCGGAGCUGCGCAGGGCGAAGGCCGAGCUCUCCCAGAGCAAGGCGCCGGCGCUGCGGGCGGAGCUGCACACGGCGAAGGUCGAGCUCGCCCAGACGAAGGCGGAUGUGCUGGUGGCGCGAGAGGAGGCGGACGCGCUGCGGUCGGAGCUGCGCAGGGCGAAGGCCGAGCUCGCCAACGCGGACGCGCUGCGAGCGGAGCUGCGCGGGGCGAAGGCUGAGCUCGCCCAGACGAUGGCGGACGCGGAGAGGGCCAAGGCGGCGGCGUCGCGCGCGCUGGUGGGGCGGGAGCUGAUGGGGUACGAGCGCGGCUUGGCGGACAUGAAGCGAGCCGCGCUACACCGCUACCCGCUGCUUGAUCCGGCGAACCUGGUCGUGCGGCUCCAUGGCCCCCGUUAGCUCCGGGAACGGCCUGAUCGCCAUGUCGCCCGAUGCCCUACCCACGUCGACGUCGAUCGGAAUCUCGGAUCCACCUGCAUGUUCUUGAGACGCGCUUCUAGGCUUUGUCUUCAGGCGUUCUUGGUGCGCCUGUCCAUGGAUCUUAGUAGAAUCUAUAUUUAUUGGGACUAUUAUUAGAUAGUAUCAAAUACUUUGAGAGGAAAGUAUUUCAUAUUUCCAGAGUUGUUUUACAUGCGUAUUUCAGGAGUUGUGAUCCAAACUGAGUAACCCAUAUGGCCAUUUCGUGUGACGCAAAUUUGUAGACAUUUUCACUAAUUAGCAAAUAGCGAAGCUUUCGAAAAA